Protopolystoma xenopodis is the source of this 501-nucleotide messenger RNA. The record is from the annotation of a GenBank genome assembly. NCBI's taxonomy places the organism in Eukaryota, Metazoa, Platyhelminthes, Monogenea, Polystomatidea, Polystomatidae.
AUGAAUUUAGGGACCCAGCCACUCUAUCCAUCGGCUUCCCUUUUCAACAGCGAUUUCGUCCCAAGCUCUAUCUCAAAUACUCUUGUUUGUGAUAAAGGCCUCCAUGAUUUUGAAUCAAAUGAGUCCUAUCUUGCAGCGCAGCAACAAGACUUAAAUUCGCCAUUGAUUUCACUAAAGUCCUCUUUACAGGACUUAUCAGUAGCCAUGCACAAUUACUCUUCAGUAAAAAGACUACUAUCCAUCAAGCCUUUAAAGGUUAAUCCUGAUAAUCCGCUUCUUUUGAGCCAGGUUUCUCCCAGGCGUUCAGAUGCAUUAGAUUCAUCUCAUGAUAAUUUUAUGUCCUCAAGAGGCAUUAAAUCAACUUUGGAGCCUGAAGAUACUAGUAACCCAUGUGUGCAAGAAGAGGACGAGGAGUACCUUCCUGGUCUUGAAUUUAUUAAAUACCCGAGGGUCAUUCCAAAGGUACUAGAUUCACUUUAUUUGCUGGAGAAGUCCGCAUAA